Cygnus atratus (black swan) is the source of this 477-nucleotide messenger RNA. Its product is annotated as cathelicidin-2-like. Gene Ontology annotation, biological process: innate immune response; defense response to Gram-negative bacterium; defense response to Gram-positive bacterium. Gene Ontology annotation, cellular component: extracellular region. Gene Ontology annotation, molecular function: lipopolysaccharide binding. The record is from RefSeq and is a predicted model, not a curated record. NCBI's taxonomy places the organism in Eukaryota, Metazoa, Chordata, Aves, Anseriformes, Anatidae.
AUGGCGAGCUGCUGGGUGCUGGUGCUGGCGGUGCUGGGGGGGGCCUGCGCCCUGCCCGCCCCGGCCCCCCUCGCCUACACCCAGGUGCUGGCGCAGGCCGUGGACUCCUUCAACCAGCGCCCCGACGUGCAGAACGCCUUCAGGCUGCUCAGCGCCGACCCCGAGCCCGCCCCGGGCAUCGACCUGAGCACGCUGCGGGCGCUCAACUUCACCAUGAUGGAGACAGAUUGUGCCCCGGGCUCGCGGGUGCCCGCCGACGACUGCGACUUCAAGGAGAACGGGGCCAUCAAGGACUGCUCGGGGCCGGUGACGUUCCAGCAGGGCACCCCCGACGUCGACCUGCGCUGCGCGGACGCCUCCUCCGACCCCGUCCUCAUCCAGCGGGGCCGAUUCGGCCGCUUCCUGGGCAGGAUCCGGCGCUUUCGACCCAGGGUCAGCAUCCGUGUGCAAGCCCACGGCACCAUCCGCUUCGGCUGA